AGGAAGUGCAGGAGAUGCUGAGAAAACUAGUAAGCUGCAAUAACAGAGAAAAUAAGAGCUUAAAAAGGACAGCUGCAGAGAAGGCACAUUAUAAAGACAGGAGUACAAUUACAAGAACAGGGAGAAAAAAAAAAAGAACAUUUGAAAAUUCAGUAGAGACAAUACUGGACAAUAACUGGAAUAAAUAUUAAUGAAAUGGGAUCUUUGCGAAAGUACAUUUUUUUCAUCUGGAUAUUACCUUUUGGGUUCCUAUGGUCUCCAGUUUUCCUAGAUCAUUUAAAUGACCACAGACAUUUGGAUGAGAACCAAGCAGACUUGGAGGGGAGCUCUCUGCGACGCAGACUGUCUUCUGGCACCCGUCCUUAUAGCCUCUCCCUGUCACCACUGGAUUAUCACUAUUCUCCAAAACCUAAGCACCUCAAAGCCCCACGACUUCUGCGCAUUCUGGGGUCCUCCUUUGACCCAUUCUGGAUGUCUGUUGAGAAACCUGCAGACAAUGACACCACCAAGCAUGUGUCUCCAUUUAGCAAGGAUCUUUUUGAUGGAGCCAGUCGCUACCGUAAGAAGCUUACUCAGGAAGCUGAAAACAUUAACUUUGGUUCACUAAAACUUCCAGAAGAACUCUCGGCUAACGGAAGCCACGUCUUGCUGCAUGAACUCCGCCGGUGGCUCGUACAAAGAGCCAGUUGCAAGCUAACCUCCACAUGGGUGGACCUGGGUCCUGUUUUUUGGCCACGUUGGGUACGGCACACAAACUGUGAUGAGAGCAUUAUUGCAUGCUCGUGGCCACCCGGAAUGGCAUGCCGCCAGGCACAGCUCACUCAGAUAAAAUUACUGGCCUGGCAUUGCUGGAUGCAGGAUCCUAGCAAAGGCUGGGCAUCACAGAAUUGCCAGUGGAGGCAGAUACCCUAUCCCGUGGUGGCUGCCUGUAAGUGUACCUGCCGGUAAAGACUUUACUUUCCCAUCUGAGUUCAUCUGUAUCAGCAAUACAUUAAUCUACUGCCAGGCUUUACCAAUAAUGUAGGACUUGUCUUACAGCUUUCUGCAUGGCAACUGUAACAGCUUUAGCUCUGGAUUUCUUAUUGGAUUAAAUGACAUACAUAAAACACUAUAUUAGUAAAUAUUUCAAGGUGUUUUAUACAUAAUGCUUAAAUUUUUUUUUUAAAAACCUGGCACCGAAAGGAUUAACAGGGUGUCUCAGUGUAAGUGUAUGUGUAUUUGGCUGCUGAUUUGUUAUAUAAAGAUUAUUUCUAAGAGUACACAACAUGUCUGAGACGGCAUAUCUGUGAUAAGGGUGAAGGUCACAGGGUAACCCAAACAAAGCGAACCGUAAACUAACCAGUACAUGUGUGUGCAGGAACACAAUUACACCCACCUAUACUUAUCCAAAAAAUGUACAUAAUUGUAUACACACACAUAUACUCGUAGAUUAGUGGUUAAGGUUUAACCGAGCUUUACAUAAUGCCUUAUUUUCAGAAGUUAAUAAGUAUGGAACGGUUUGCAUGAUCAUGUGUGUAUGAAAUAAUCACAGCUGCACCUCCUGCUUUUAGAAACAUUCUUGAUUAAGCGAUUCCUGAUAAGAUAACCCUUACCUGUGUGAUAAAAGGUAUCUCAUACAUGUGUAUAUGUACUGUGUCCCCUAAGACUACAAGAUAUCCCAUACAUGAGCAUAUGUAUUAGGUUGCAGAAGAACAGAAUAUCUCAUACCUGUGUAUAUGUAUUAUGUAUCGGAAUCACAUACCUCUGUGUAUGUAUUAUGUGUCUGAAGCCUACUCUUUAGCUACACCAAUGUUUAAAAGUUCUACAUUUAACCAUUUAUCAGAUAAAGCGGAUCUGUAGAUCCAAGCUUUGAUUUCAUAUACUAGAACAGUGCUACUGAAAUCCGCUUGCAAGUAGUGACAACAUCUCAUAGGUCAGGUUUAUUUACACUACAUUAUGGACAUUGCAGCUUGAGGUUGUCGAACAAAUUGUAUUCAAUAGCACUGUGCACAAUAAGAAUUGUAGAUUUUAGCCAGUUUAUUAUAAGUGUGCUCCUCCAUAAAUGACGCAGCUGCAAUUAUACACAGGUUUGGGUGAAUGUAAUACUAAAAUAAUUUUUUUUCUAUGUACGUUGAACUUUAUACUAUACCUCAGUUUAUUCAGUUUUGGAUGGAAUUAGCUUUUUAUAGUGUUCUUCGUUGGAGACAGCACAAGCCACAUACUUUGUCAUACUAAGGGGCUGAUGUUAAGCUUGUACCUGUUUGCACCCAAACUCACAGAUGUAAAUGUGUUCACUAAAAAUGGAACUGCAUGUAUAUGUCUGCACCAAGCUACGUCAGAGGCGCAGCAAAUAAACUUUUGCCCAAUCUU
Molecule: messenger RNA, 2349 nt
Organism: Pseudophryne corroboree (corroboree frog)
Lineage: Eukaryota; Metazoa; Chordata; Amphibia; Anura; Myobatrachidae
Product: noggin-like
Exons: 1
Coding region: 196-948 (250 amino acids)
Biological process (GO): negative regulation of cell differentiation; osteoblast differentiation; negative regulation of BMP signaling pathway
Source: RefSeq, a predicted model, not a curated record